AUGCUGCUGCCGAUCUCCUCCUCGUCGUCACCAUAUGUCCUCCAGCUGCAGCAGUUCCACUUUGAUGUCGUUGGCGGCUUGCCGUGUGCGCCCGAUAUGGCUUUUCUCGCCUUUACCCCGAGCAAGGACUCGCCAUCCUCGGUCUCGGACGCCGAUUCAUCGGGUGUGCUCUCGAGCCGGACUGCUUUGCCGACCAUCUCGAUGAUGACCAUCAUCGUGGCGGUCGAGACGCCCGAGUACCUGGUCGAGUGGCAGAUCAAGAUUACCGAGGUUGUAGCCGGCCUGGAGCAGGAACUUGCAGGCGGGAACUCGACCGUCACAUUCUCGCGCGGUAUGUCGUCCCGCUUUGGCUCGUCCGUCUCGCUUGUGGCGAGACGUCGGUCCGGGACUGACACCCUGCUUGACAGCAGCCGCUCUACCAAGUCGGGCAAGACGGCGACUCGCGGAUGGGCGACCAUCACGAUGCCGCGUAAGAAGAUCAUGUCGGGUGCACACGGCGCGCAGGCGACGGUGACGUGGGUGCCGACCGAGACCGAGUACAAUGUGACCGAAGAAGAGCCGCCAGCACUUGUGGCUUGGUAUCAGCGGUUUUUCGCAGCCUCACCGCACGCCAACUUUGUGGCGGACAUCCCGGCCCGUGGCGGGAUCCACAUUGUCUCGAUCGCUCGUAGCGGCGCAACCACAAUCCGUGCCAUUGUGUGGAAUGCGCACUCAAUCGCACGUUUUCAGCUUACCACUCCCCUUGCGUUCAAGUCGUAUCGGCGCGACCUGCGUGCCGUUCUCAAUCACUUUGGGCCCCACUGGGAGAAGCGUGAUCGCAAGUCCAAGUGGCAGUGUGUGGUCGGCCACGGCCUCGUCCGCACGCUCUCCGAGCUCGAGCAAGCGGCGUUUGUGACACGGCUGGAGUUGUGCCUGCUGUAUGUGGCCCGCGAUGAGCGGCACAUUCUUCAGCGGACCACAGCUUUUGUCAACUUCCUGCUCCUCCUCGCCAGGCUGCUCGGCACCUCGUACGCGGCCGAGAACUCGGUCAUGCGCGGCUCUCUAGGCUCGAUGGAGGUCUUGGUCAACAUUGUUGAGACAGUCGACACUGGCGAGAGGUUGCCGAACUCUUCAAAGGCGCGCGCGGCCGAGUCGACGGUGACGCUGGUCUUCCUCUCUGAGCCUGGCAUGGUCUACACGCCCCCGCCGCUUGCUCAGCACUUGGCCGAGGUCUUGUGUGUCCUCGCGCCACACCGAGUGUACCCGUCGAUGUACAAUGCUGCCUUCGCGCACAGUAACUCGAGCCUCUCGUUUGGCCCGCUGCCGCUGGGCCACCCACGCCAACUCACCCGCGCCUUUGUCGCUUCGCUUCUGAUCAACCUCAAGAACGGUCUGGUCUCGGCCUCACACUCGGCAACCGGCACCGCCACCACCGCUCGUGCACAACGGUACUCAGCGCUUGUCGACGCAGCAACGGCCGUCAACGACGGCGCGCCCGAAUUUGCCCUCGGAUCCGACUCGGGCGCCGACGCCCAUCUCGGCGACCUACCCGCCGCCUUUGUCCCACAGCUCUCGUUUGCUACCGACAUCUUUGUCGUGUAUGGCCCGGUCAUGCAUGUCGACACCAUGACCACUACUUGGAUCCCCUACUCUCGCGGGAGCCACGACUCGACUCACCCGCUCAUCGAACCCGGCGCGUCGGCGCUGAAGGUUAUCGACGACAUCAACGUCGUGGUUGUCAAGUUUGCGCGAGCCAAGCUUGGCGUUGGCUACGCGCAUCUCAACUCGAUCGGCACAGUGAUCAUGCACCAACUCGAGGCAACCCGGAAUGCCACAAGCUUUUCGGUCCAUACGGAGGCAGCACUCGGGACGGUAUCCUACUUUGUGGCAGUCCUGGUCAAGUCGCGGGUCGAGGUCUUCAAGUGGUCAGCCUCCCGGUUCGUGCACUACACCUCGCUCUCACUUGACGCGGCGCCCCUGGCAGUCUCGUACAUCCCAUCGUCGCUUCUUGCCAUGGCGCUCCCGACAGGCUUUGUCGUCAUGUCGCCUGUCAGCGGCCGCUUCCGCCACAUCCGCGGCUCGCAGCACCUGCCUCCACCGAUGGUCGACACUAUUUUGUCGUCGUUUGCCCUGCCGGUCUCGAUCACGAGCCCCGACUCGCACCUUCUCAUUACCUCGAACAUGACAUCGUCGCUCUUCAACGCCGACACGCUGCGCCCAGUCGUACCCGCAGUCGACAUCAUGUGGUCGUUCCGCCCGCGCGACGUUGCUGUCGUCGAGCUCUACGUCCUUGCCCUCUCGACUGUCAACGAGAUCGAGGUCCGCCAGAUCCGUAGCGGUGCGCUCGUUCAGAUCCUCCGCCUCCCGCAGCCGUUUGCGUUUGGGCCAGCCUUUCACACCGCUGACGGCGCACCCAGACUCCACGUUGUGUGUGGCGACUCGCAUGGUUCGACCGUGGUAUACAUGAUCAAGCCGGCCGAGCAUCCCGAUGGUCUGCCGCCGGCGUUCAACCGCAUCAACACGCUCCAGGCGGUCCAGCUCAAGAAGGGCAGCAGCCGCGACUCGGGAUCAUCCGAUGGCUUGGACAUACGCAGCACGACUGUGUUUGACGGCUCGAUGUCAGAUUCUCUCGGAACAGCCAUGUCGGUUCCGGAGCUGGGUGCGCUCGUCGAUACCAUCGCCCCGCUCGACACGAUGCAGUCGACCUCGUGCACUCUGAGCGCGGGACAGGCCCUAGUUACGUCUGAAAUCUCACCCGAGGAGCGUACGCGCCAAGCAUGUUCUCUUAGUUUGGGCUUGUCGGCCUCGGGUGACACCUCGCUCACCAGCGAGGCCGCGAGCGCGAACGCGAGCGGGUCCGAAUGCGAGUUCGACGGCGAGUCGUGGAACGGCAACGUGUCGGCGUCGUUGUCGGGCUAUGAGGGGUCGUCAGCGGUGGCGGUGUUGUCAUCGUCAUCGUCGUCGUCAUCAUCAUCAUCAUCAUCGUCGUCGUCAUCGUCGUCGGCAUCGUCGGCAUCGUCGUCGUCGGCGUCGUCAUCGCAUGCCUCCUUCUCGCCGUUGCUCGAGGCAAGCGAGAGCACCUGGUCGACCCUCGUGCGGCGGGCUACCCCCAUUCUCGACAGCUCCGGCUCGCAGCGUCUGACCGUCAUUGUCGAUGGCAGCCUGUCUCGCACCCUGGCGCUCAGUAGUGACUCGUCGUCUCGCACUUCGGCCGAGCAGCUGCUCUCACCAUACAUCACCCCCACGCCCUCCACCGAAGCCGUUCUGGUUUUCUCGGUCUCGUUCCAUGCCAACUCCGACCUUGCCGCCGACGACGAUGACGACUCGGACACCUUUACGGCCGACACUCUUCAUCGGCCGUCGCCAUUGACGCCCACCUACUCGCCAUCGUUCGCCCAGUCCCCGACACUGCAGUCGACAGCGGCACCGCUGAGCUCGUCGGGCGAGUUUGAUGGCACCCACUACUUCAGGGACCUCUCAGACACCCUUGCCGAAUGUCCUGACCUCAGCAGCCUCCCGCCGACAAAGUUCUUGGCACCGUUCACCGAUGUGGUGCGAUCCCGUGAGGCGACGGGCCAGAUCACAACAGCGGCGCUUGCUGCGCUGCACACGUUUGUGACUACCGACGGCCUGCUGACUGCCUGUGGGAGUGAGGCUCAGGUGGCGUCUGCUGUUGCCGCCGUCGUCCACGCGGUCAUCCAGUGCCGGUUCGAUCCGACUGACCGCGAGACCGACGCCAUCGUUCUCCGCCAUGUGCUCAAGGUCCUUGUGGCGCUCAUCACGUCGCCGGCGCUGGCGGGCUACCUCUCGGACGCGCACGUGUGCGACAUCCUACAGACCGCCUUCCGGAUGUGCUUUCAGCGGCACAUUUCGCGGCUCUCGCAGUCACUCGCUGAGGACGCACUCUUCUCCAUGGUUUCGACGCUGUUUCGCGACUUUGUGGCGUCAUCUCAGGCGCUGGCCAGCGCCCCGCAGCCCGAGUCUUCAGACGAGGGCAUGCCGGACGACCGCGACAACGUCGACGAUGCCGAGUCGUCGGCUGGCUCGGGCUACGUUCUCAUCGAUCCCCCGCGUGUCGGCGGCCCGGUUCCGGCGUCGAUCUCUCUGCGGUCCACGACGCCGCGGCCAUCGUCGGCGUCAUCGGCUGGCGGCGGCGGCGGUGGCAGCGGCGGGCCGGCCUUUCCGGCCGACGGCGCUUCAGCAGGCUCUUCCGACGCCGUAGUGGACGGGGCCGCGGCUAGCGAGGCCGGGCCGCGAGGAUCAUCGCGGCCUGUUCGCCGCGGCCACGGUCUUCCGGCGCUUGUCGAAGUCCUCCGCUUCCUCACCUCGCUUCUCGACGGCAACGAGCCGGCCAACACAGCAGCCAUGCAGGGCCUGGCCCUCGGGCUCGUCAACACGGUGCUCGAGGUGCUCGGCCACGAGCUCGUGAGCCUCCCGCAGCUGCUCAACCUUGUCUCGGGCCCGCUCGCCCACGCCGUCUACGGCCUGCUUCUCAAGCCGGUCUCGACCGCGACGCUCACGCUUGCGCUGCGGCUGGUGGGCAACCUGUACUUUUUUGUGCCCGGCCACUGCAAGCUCCAGCUCGAGCUCUACUUCAACACUCUCCUCGACACGCUCAUCGAUGGCUCGCACUCGUCGUAUGAGCACCAGGAGAUUGUGCUCGAGUUUUUUGUCUCGCUCUGCCGCGACCCGGACUUUAUGCAGGUCCUCUACGUCAACUACGACUGCGACAUCCAUUGCUCGCCGCUUUUCGAGACGCUAACCAAAUUCCUCAGCAAGUCGUCGUUCCCCAUCAACGGCGAGCUCUGCUCGCUCCACCUACUCGCCCUCGACGCGCUCCUCGGAGUCAUCAAGGGUAUGGCGUCGCGUGCCGAGCCUGGCGCCGUGGCCGCUGCCGCCGGGGCAUCACCCGAUGCGCUCCGCUCUGCGCGCGCGCUCAAGGCCAAGCACGCCACCGCCGCCGCCAAGUUCAACACCAAACCCAAGCUCGGCGUGGCGUUUAUGGACGAGGCCGGACUAUUGGAUGAUUCAGAGGCGCGGGCGGAGCAGCUUGCGGCCUUUCUCCGCCAGACGCAAGCACUCGACAAGGCCCAAGUCGGCCAGUACCUGGCGGGCAACACUCCGUUCAACACCGCCGUCCUCGCCGCGUAUCUGGCGACGUUUGACUUUGCCGGUGCCUCGGUCCACGGCGCGCUCCGCAUCUUCCUCGAGUCGUUCCUCAUUCCGGGCGAGGCACAGCAGAUUGGGCGCAUCAUCGAGCAGUUUGCCAUUGCGUACUACAAGGCCAACGCCGACGCCGAGUCGCCAGUCGCCAAUGCUGACGCCGUUGAGGUCCUCGCCUUCUCCAUCGUCAUGCUCAACACCGACCAGCACCACCCGACGGUCAAGAACCGCAUGACCCUCGCCGACUACCGCAAGAUGCUUGCAGGCGUCAACAACGGCAGCGACUUUCCCGAGGCCUUUGUCGCAGACAUCUACGACUCGAUCUCCUCGCGCGAAAUCAUGCUCGAGGCCAAGGACGAGGCUCAGGCGUCCGAGGUGGCGUGGCGCAAGCUGGCAUCUGCCGCGCCGCUCCACGAUCCGGCUGUGUUUGUGGUCGCCGCCAGCGUCGUGCACGACGCCGAGAUGUUUGCUCUCCUCUGGGGCCCGCUCCUCAACGCCAUUUCGAUUGUCUUUGACGCUGUCGACGACGAGCGCAUUUUCCAAAAGGCCGUCGAGGGCUUUUACUUUACCGGCAAGUGCGCGGCUGCCCACGGCAUGACUGAGCCAUUUGACAACCUCAUCAUCAAGCUCUGCCAGUGCACCACGCUGCCGCUCGGCCCGUCGGCCUCGGGCUUUGCCAACUCGCUCAAGGCCCAGAUGGCGGCCAUCACGCUCUUUGCCAUUACCCGCACCUACGGCUCACACCUCUCGGAAGGCUGGCGCAAUGUCCUCGACACCAUUCUCUGUCUCUACCAGCUUGGCCUCCUUCCGCGUGAGUUUCUCACUGUCCCGCCCGGCUUUGUCGCUUCCGACCCGCUCGUCCUUCCCUCGGCCUUCCCGCUCUCGCCCAAGCCCAAACCCUCGCCCGGCCUCCUCUCGACCUUUUCGUUUUUCCUCCCCUUUGCAUCGUCGUCGGACGAAGGGGCUGCAAGUGCCGGGUCGCCGGGCAGCGGCACGGGCGCCGGCCCGCACCCGGGCGUCGACGAUGCCGCCGACGCCGUUGCGGCCUGCCACAUCGACAAGCUGUUUGCCAGUGUGGCGCCGCGCUUUGACGCGCCGUCGCUGGUCUACAUGGUGCAAGCCAUUGUCAAGCUCGCACCCGCGCUCAACGCCGCAGGCUCGACGUCGAGCUCGCCGUCGGGCGCCGCAUCCCCACCGGGGCUCGACGUCGACGGCACCGCUUACCAGGUCUCGGGCAAGGCCGCCCUGCUUGUCUUCUGCCUCGAGCGCGAGAUUGCGCUCCUCGAGGCCGCCGUCGGCUAUCACUCCCCGGGCACCCUCUCCACCCUCUGGCACGUCGUGAUGAGCCACGUUAGCGAGGUGCUGGCGUCGGCCGGCGCCGCCGGUUCGAGCGCGCCCACCUUGGUGCUCCAGCGUGCCGCCCUCGCCGUCAUCCGCCUCGUCGCCGCGUUUGCGACGUCGGCCGCCGCUGACGGCGGCGUCGGCGCCGCCGCCAUCGCCGAUGCGCUGCAGCUUCUGGUCAAGCUCCCGGGCCCAGCAUUUGCCCGGAUCGGCGACGAAGUUGCCGCCGGCGUUGCCUCGCUCGUCGCAUCGUGCGGGCCGCAGCUCGGUGGCGAGGCCCAGUUCUGGCUCAACGUGCUGCAGCUCGUCGCCCGCGCCGCCCGUCAUCCUCAGGCUGUCCUCUUUGGCCUCCACACACUCAAGGCUUUGUUUGCGGCCGAGGGCCAGAGCGGGCUUGAGGAGCACCUGUUUGUGGCGCUUGACGGCUCGCCGUCGGCCGUUGCCGAGGCACAGUCGGAGGCGGUGUUCAAGCACUUGAUGGCGGCGCUGGUGGCGUACCUCGUCAACGGGGCCUCGCAGUCGGACGCCGGAACACCGCUCGAGCUUGUCCGCGCGCUUCAAGUCAGCCUUGUGCAGCGGUUGGAGUCACUGUCGGCGUCGAGUCGCGCGGUGGCCAUCUCGUCGGGCCGUCUGUGGUCGCUCUACUGGCGACGACUGCUGCUGGUGUACUCGGACGCAGCGCAGCAUGGACAGCACGAGUCUGUCCGAGCCGCCGCCACCGAGCUGCUGCGGCAGGGCGCGCUACAUGAGGUUGUGUCCGGCUUUGACCUCCGCGCGCUGGUCGAGCUCUUCCGCGACGCGCUCUUCCCGCUCCUCAUGUGCUUGGUCGAGUCGCCGCCGUCGUCGGGCGCGCUCCUUGUCAACGCGCGCAUCCGCGCCUCAUCACUCAUCACCGCCGUCUUUCUCGCCAAUCUCCGCGCUCUGCUUGCUCUCGAGGACUUUGGCACGCUCUGGCUCAACCUCGUCCGCUUUCUGGAAGAGUUUGUGCGCAGGUCCGACCGUGCAGAUGCUGGCGGCCUCGCGCUCACCGAGGCCAUCGGCGAGACGCUCAAGAACUGUCUCAGGGUUAUGGCCGUCUCGGGCGUCUUUGACUUUGUGGCCGGGGACUCGCCGCGGGCCAAGCUUUGGGCCUCUACCGCCACCGCCAUCGCCGCCUUUCUCCCCUCCCUCGUCUCGCCCGACUUUGUCGCCGAGCUUAGCUCCGUCCAGGCCGGCGAGCUCCCGGCCCCGUCAGCCCCGGCCGUCGUUGACGAGUCGUCUGUCUACGCCGACGUCUCGCACUACUCGGUCUAUGACGACGACCACACCGGCGUCGAUGGUCCCGCAGACGACGACGAAGACACUGGGGCACCGUCGUCGCCGACAUCGAUGUCGUCGCCGCCGGCGUUUACCUCUGAGGCUGGCGAUCGCGUGGUUGGUUCCGAAGAGGUGGAAGAGGAGGCCAACGGGCCGACGGUGGAGCAAGACAUGGAGGCGGCGCUGGGAGAGGACGAGGGGCGUGUGGCUUCGGACGAGGACGAGGAUGGUGAGGAGCUUGUGGGCGACGACAUGGCGCGUGACUACCGGGCGAUUGCAGAGCUCGAUCGGUACGAGACCCGUGGGGUGGACGACGAUACGGUGGACGAGAUGGACGCUGUGGCGCGUGCGGCGGCGGAGCGUGCGCUUGACGAUCGCGAUGCCGAGAUGCGCGGGCGGCGGUCGCGGAUGCCGCGGGCGCUGAUGUCGUCCGAGGGCUCCGACGACGACGGGCCGCGGCGGCGGCGGCGGCGCGGACUGUCGUCGAUGGGUUCUGACGCCGGGCUCAUGUCGAUGGCCGGCGAUGAGGAAGGCGGAGCCGAUGAGUACCUUGACGAGGACAUCAAUCUGGAAGACUACAAGGGCUCACUUCGCGAGUAUAUUCUGAAGGACGGCCCGCGGCGCGAGAUUGCACGGCGGCUGACGGCGUUCCUCAAGGAGUUUGUGGACGAGGAAGGGCACGCAGUUUACUCUGUGCGGAUCCGUAACAUGUGUGCGGCCAACGGCGAGUCGCUGCAUGUCUCGUACCUGCACAUGGUGGACGCUGUGGACACGCUCGCCAUGUGGCUGGCAGACCACCCGACGGAGAUGCUUGAGAUUUUCGACGAGGUCGCGCUCGCAGUGGUCCUCGAGGAGUUCCCCAACUACCAGUCGAUCCGGACCGAGGUGCACGUGCGGAUCACGGACCUUCCGAUUGAGGACUCGCUGCGUGCGCUGCGGCAGGUCCACCUCAAUGCGCUGGUCAAGGUGACCGGGGUGGUGACGCGGCGGACGUCUGUCUUCCCGCAGCUCACGUACGCAAAGUACAACUGCGACAAGUGCGGGACGCUCAUUGGUCCGUUUUUCCAGAACGAGACAACGAGCAAGAUCGACAUUGGCUCGUGUCCCGAGUGCCAGUCCAAGGGCCCGUUCACGGUCAACUCUGCGCAGACGGUCUACCGCAACUACCAAAAGGUGACGCUUCAAGAGACGCCCGGGACGGUGCCGCCGGGACGGCUGCCGCGGUACAAGGAAGUUGUCCUCCUGUGGGACCUCAUCGACUCGGUGCGGCCGGGCGAGGAGAUCGAGGUGACAGGCGUUUACAAGAACACGUACGACUUUGGGCUCAACGUCAAGAACGGGUUCCCGGUCUUUGCCACGGUCCUCGAAGCCAACUACAUUUCGACCAAGGACGACCAGUACCAGGCGUUCCGGCUCACCGACGAGGACGUGGCACAAAUCCGCAAGCUCGGCUCGGACGAGCGGAUCGGAGAGAAGAUCAUCAACUCGAUUGCGCCUUCGAUCUACGGCCACCGUGACAUCAAGACGGCGCUGGCGCUGCUGCUGUUUGGCGGCGAGCCGAAGGAGGUCUCCAAGCACCGGAUGCGUGGCGACAUCAACGUGCUGCUGAUGGGUGAUCCCGGAACCGCCAAGUCGCAGUUCCUCAAGUACGUGGAGAAAACAGCCCAUCGGGCGGUGUUCACCACCGGGCAGGGCGCGUCCGCGGUCGGUCUCACCGCCGCUGUCCGCCGCGACCCGAUCACGUCCGAGUGGACGCUCGAGGGCGGCGCUCUAGUCCUUGCCGACCGCGGCGUGUGCCUCAUCGACGAGUUUGACAAGAUGAACGACCAAGAUCGGACGUCGAUCCACGAGGCCAUGGAGCAGCAGUCGAUCUCCGUCUCCAAGGCUGGCAUUGUCACGUCGCUGCAGGCGCGGUGCUCCAUUGUGGCGGCGGCAAACCCGGUCAAGGGCCGGUACGACCCGUCGCUGCCAUUCAACGCCAACGUUGACCUGACCGAGCCCAUUCUCUCGCGGUUCGACAUCCUGUGCGUGGUGCGCGACACGGUGGAUCCUGUGCAGGACAACCGGCUCGCGUCGUUCAUUGUCGGCUCGCACAUGGACAACCAUCCCGACGUCGUCGUCGACAUGGCUGAGGAGGAGGAGGUCACCGAGGCCGCCAUCUCGCAGGACAUGCUCCGCAAGUACAUCAUGUACGCCAAGCAGCACAUCCACCCCAAGGCCGCAAGCAUCGACGACGAAAAGGUGACCAAGCUCUACGCCCGCCUCCGUGCAGAGUCGGUCAAGUCGGGCGGCAUUGCCCUCACCGUCCGCCACAUCGAGUCCAUCAUCCGCAUGGCCGAGGCCCACGCUAAGAUGCACCUCCGCCAGUCGGUCCGUGACGACGACAUCAACGUCGCCGUCCGCGUCAUGCUCGAGUCGUUCAUCGGCGCUCAAAAGUACCAGAUCAAGGAGUCGCUCCGCAAGAAGUUUGCCCGCUUCAUUGCCUACAAGCGCGACAACAACGAGCUGCUCUUCUACAUUCUGCAGAAUCUCGUCCGCGACACCGUCGCCUUUCUGCAGAUCAAGCACGGCGACGCUGCCCCCAACGUUGUCGAGAUCCAGAUGGAGGAGUUCCAGGCCAAGGCCAACGAGCUCCGUGUCUACGACCUUGCUCCCUUCUUCUCCUCGCCCAUGUUUAUCGACAACGGCUUUGAGGUCUCUCCCAACGGCUCCUCCAUCCGCAAGAUGCUGUAACGCGCGCACUUGUGUGGCUGUGCGACAUGAUAAAUAAGCUUUCCUGCUCC
Molecule: messenger RNA, 10562 nt
Organism: Thecamonas trahens ATCC 50062
Lineage: Eukaryota; Apusomonadida; Apusomonadidae
Exons: 7
Coding region: 1-10512 (3503 amino acids)
Biological process (GO): DNA replication; regulation of ARF protein signal transduction; mitotic DNA replication initiation
Cellular component (GO): nucleus; MCM complex
Molecular function (GO): single-stranded DNA binding; guanyl-nucleotide exchange factor activity; 3'-5' DNA helicase activity
Source: RefSeq, a predicted model, not a curated record